Cuscuta campestris is the source of this 512-nucleotide messenger RNA. The record is from the annotation of a GenBank genome assembly. NCBI's taxonomy places the organism in Eukaryota, Viridiplantae, Streptophyta, Magnoliopsida, Solanales, Convolvulaceae.
GUUGAGUUUGACACGGGAGCAGAAAAACAGGGAGCUAAAUUGGUUCCUGAACCGGUUUCCGAACAAGAAACUGAAACAAUUGUCGACACAGUUCCAGAGUUUGAAGUCGGUGGAAAUGAUGAGUCAAAGGUAGCCUCUGACAGUGGGAGUUCGGAGUCUGAAGAUGAACAAUCCCCAUCUGACCAGACUGAUCAGUGGGUCAAGAGCAGAUAUGUUCACCAAGACUGUGGUGCUGGAAAAGCUGAAGCUUUGGAUAGCUUCAGCUGGUCUCCUGGAAUAGUGUUGAGGAGAGGGGCAACUAGGGAGAUGUGAAGAUCAAGGAGGAUCUUUCAUUUACAGAAGUACAGAGAGAAGCCGCAGUUUGGUCCAAAGACUCCAAGUGGGAGAUUGUUGGUGAUGUGUAGUCAUCGGCCCAAAGUGGCCCACUUGUAGACAACUGAGAGUUAGGAGACCAGAUUAGGGUUUCGGCCGGCCCAAAUGGUUUUAAGCCCAGUUUGCUAUAACUUGUCCAG